Messenger RNA from Lentinula edodes (shiitake mushroom), 1368 nucleotides. Its product is annotated as glycosyltransferase like family 2-domain-containing protein. Gene Ontology annotation, biological process: glucosylceramide biosynthetic process. Gene Ontology annotation, cellular component: membrane. The transcript has 3 exons. Lineage: Eukaryota; Fungi; Basidiomycota; Agaricomycetes; Agaricales; Omphalotaceae. Gene Ontology annotation, molecular function: ceramide glucosyltransferase activity. The record is from RefSeq and is a predicted model, not a curated record. The coding region runs from base 1 to 1368 and encodes 455 amino acids.
AUGGUCUCUAUCUCGUUCAAUUCUGAAGACUACCAUGAUCUCAAUACUUUCUUUGCAUCCUUGGGUCUGAUCUGGUUUGUGGCGCUAUGGACUAUCUGGCUGCUGGGUACUUGGGCUGCGUUAAGGCCUCGUUCCCCUCUCUCGUCAGCUACUAGGACCGCUGUGCCUGGCGUCUCUAUCUUACGUCCCUUGAAGGGCUUGGACACGAAUCUUUACGAGAAUUUAGAGUCUACCUUCAUUCAGGAAUAUCCAAAUUUCGAGAUAUUGCUGUGUGUUGCCGAAGAAGACGACCAGGCUCUUCCACUGGUCAGGGAACUAAUAGCAAAAUAUCCCAAUGUCAAUGCAAAAGUCCUUAUUGGUCAAGAAAAUGUCGGUGUAAAUCCCAAAGUGAAUAAUCUCAUGGGCGGAUACCGUUCUGCGGCGAAUGACAUACUUUGGGUGCUUGACUCCAAUGUCACGGUCCAUUCUGGAACCCUUGCUCGCGCAGUAGACGCGCUACAGGCCCCCACAAAAUCUGGUAAACGUGUUGCCCUCGUCCAUCACGUUCCUUUCGCGUUUUCCACCGAGUCUAGAGUAGGUUCAAGGAUUGACGAAGCAUUCCUAAACACGAACCACGCCAAGAUGUACUUAGCCAUCAACACAGUCGCCAUCGAAUCAUGUGUUGUAGGCAAAUCCAAUCUCUACCGGCGGUCAGAUCUCGAACGCGUCAAUGGCUCCUUGAAACCUAUCACAUCAACUGAGCCGAACGCCAAACAGGAUGGUUUAUGUGGUCUACCUGCUUUCGGCCGAUUCCUCGCUGAAGACAACAUGAUCGCAAGCGCCCUAUGGCACGAAUUAGGACUACGCCAUGAUCUCUCCUGCGAUGUGGCCCGCAAUGUCGUCGGUAACAUGUCGCUACGUGAUUACGUUCAAAGACGAAUACGAUGGAUACGCGUGCGUAAGAACAUGGUCUUUGCCGCUACUUUAGUUGAACCGUUUACGGAGUCGAUCGUACUCGUCGCCAUCGGCAGUUCAAGUCUGAAGUAUUUUUUUGGACUCCCUCGCUGGCUCUGCAUCCUUGUACAUUUUUUCAUGUUGCUGAUUGUCGACCUCGACGUUUAUACUUCUUUGGCGGGGCAUCCUUUGCCACAAUCAAUCAAAUGGGAAUUCUUAGCAGGUUGGGUAGCUAGAGAGAUGCUAGCUCUGCCGAUCUUCAUGUUAGCCAUUUUUGGAAACACGGUGGAGUGGAGAGGGCGUCAAUACCGAGUUCUAAGUAAUGGCGAAGUGCAACACGUUAGCAACCAUCGGUCUUUUUUUGAUUCUUCCAAAUUCCUUGGAUGGUAUCGACGACAAUAUCAAGCUUUAGAAACCCAGCCAGUUUCACCUUGA